Molecule: messenger RNA, 1992 nt
Organism: Knipowitschia caucasica
Lineage: Eukaryota; Metazoa; Chordata; Actinopteri; Gobiiformes; Gobiidae
Source: the annotation of a GenBank genome assembly
AUGUUUUGGGACGAGACUGAACAAGGGGAUGCGGAUGUGGAGCCAGUAGUCCCAAAAUGUGAGGAUGCACUCACAACCAUAUUCUUACACUUCACCCUAAUACCAGCUGUGGUCAUUGUGGGAGUGCUUUCUUUGCUCCAGAGAAGAGCCAAGACACAUGCAAUUGACCAGAGUCUCCCCUUCCUGCAAAGACGAUUUGGUAUUGUCAUACCCAUGGAUGCUAUGGGCUUCAGUAAUCGCUGGUCGUAUGGAUUUGCGUUUGGGGCCAUUUACUAUAGUGUACUGGAGCUGAUCUAUGACCAACACAUGACUAAAUAUUUUAAACCAUGGGCCUUUGCUAUAGCGUAUCUGAUUGGAGGCUUUGAAGUGGGCAUGGCAUACUUUCCUUUGUUUGCCUGUCUGUCAACACCAUACGUGAGAACUGGGGCUGUGAUGGGAAUAUUCUAUUCCAUAAUGUGGAUUAUCCUUGUCGGCUGGGAUUGGUAUACUUGCUCCGAUGGGAUGAGGAGCAUCGCUGGGACAGCAGCAGAGGGCAACAGGCAUGGCCUGACCAACAUACCACAGCGUUGUUUCACGCAGUGUAAUCCUAUGCUCGGACUCCAGGAGGAGUGGGGCCGCUACCAAAAGCUGAUUUACCAGUGGCCCCGGAUGCUCUCUCUUAUCUUUCUCUUGGUUCGUUAUGUCUUUGUGCUGAUCAAUGCAGUGCGGAAGGAGAACAAUCCUGAGCAGAAACCUAUGCAUGCUCACCUGAAGGAGCAUGUAAAGAGGCUGCUGAGAAGAGAAGCGGUGUGCAGCAAAUCACUCAACUGGUUCCAGAGAAAUAUCUAUGAGUGGGACCCUCACUUCAAGUUCCCCAACCGGAUUAUUGGGACUUGCAUUAUAUCUUUUCUUGUCCUAUAUACGUUUGUGUUCAAAGAUCUUGAAGUUAGUAUUUAUGCUUACAACAAGUGGUUCCAGGGUUUAUCACUUGAUUUUCUGCAAUGUUUCUAUGUGACCAUUGUAUCAGCCAGUCUCCACAUGGGAAUCUCAAUUUGUCAUGUGUUAGCCUGUUACAGAAAACAUAUCAAGAGACUGUGGAAAGGACAAAAGGACUUUAUCCCAAAGAAGUUACAAAACCUGGAUCCAGCUGUCAGUUUGGGCUCAAUUGCAAAAUACUCUGGUUGGCAGAUUGCCUUUAACUUUUGGGGUUAUGCAAUUGGAUGUGCUCAGACAGACGGUCCUGACACAUGCGCUGUGAAGAAAAAUGCCUCCAGUGCACUUUGCUUCCUCAGGGCCGUGAUGCCUUUACGCAUUGCAGCAGUCCACGCCCCCCUCAGUCUGGGACUUCAGAGCUUUUUCCAAUCAACGAUUGUGCCGGGAUUUGUUGGUUUUGCCUUGAUAUUUGUAAUUUUCAAGCUCCAAGAUUUUUUGGUUCAGCUGUUCUUCCUUCAGGACAAAUUAUCUCAGACCGACGAGAAAAAGCCUCUUGCCCUCAACAACAGGAAGGCAUUUUACUGCUUCAACUACUUCUUCUUCUUCUACAAUGUGGCGAUGGGAAUAACAAGUUGCUUCAUACGGAUAAUGAUCAGCAUCGUGUUGGGGUCAUUUCUCGUGGCUCGCAUCGAUCGAAGCAUUUUGCAGAAGGGAUACGAGACAUUUGACAGGGGUUAUAAAACUUGGGUUGGGAUGAUCUUAGCCGACCACAACCACAACAAUCCAGUGAUGGUCUGCUUCAUCGAGCUGCUGCUAUCUCAUGUUCAGGAAAAACAGUUUGAGUGCAACUAUACUGAGAUCAACAGCCCUUUAGAGACCUGCUGUGUUAUGAAGCGUUGGAGAUUGCUUUACACGUUACUGAAGAACCCUCAAUUGAUCCCACUCCGAAAGCAGCACCUGCGCGCGAAGGUUCCUCUGAAGUUAAAAUCCUCCACCCAGGCCGACGUGGUGGUGCAGGCCUGGCUCAUGCGCUCCGAGACGGCCACGGAGAUGGUCAACGAACAGUGCAAAGCUGUAUGA